Pectinophora gossypiella (pink bollworm) is the source of this 5578-nucleotide messenger RNA. Its product is annotated as RNA-binding protein 5-A-like. The record is from RefSeq and is a predicted model, not a curated record. Lineage: Eukaryota; Metazoa; Arthropoda; Insecta; Lepidoptera; Gelechiidae. Gene Ontology annotation, cellular component: nucleus. The transcript is spliced from 2 exons. Gene Ontology annotation, molecular function: RNA binding. Bases 172 to 2469 code for a protein of 765 amino acids. Gene Ontology annotation, biological process: mRNA splicing, via spliceosome.
GCAUUGAAAAUGGCGUCUUUCUAUUGUUUGUUGAAUGUGUCGUAAUUUUGUUGAAAAAUAUAAUUUAGUGUAAAAACUACGAAAUUCUGUUGAUCAUAUUGUAGUUUCUAAAGUCGUUAUCAUAUCCUGUUAUUAAUAGUAUCGAAGUCGCGAUCACUACAGCAGGGAGAUAUGUCGUGGCGAGGGAGAGACGAGCGCGGAGUGUCGCGCUGGGGAGAGGAGGGCCGCUGGGCGGAGCGCCCGCGCUCGCCCGUGUGGGAGCCGCGCCGCAGCCCCGACCAGGAGCGCCGGGAGCGCCACGAGCGCCGCUACGACCGCGAGCGGGACCGCGAACGUGACGACCGCGACCGCCGGGACCGCUACGACCGCGAAGAGCGCCCUGACCGCUUCGAUCGCGCUGACCGCCCCGACCGCGACGCAGACAGGUUCCGCAACCGCGAGCGAUACGACCGCUCCCGUGAACGCGAUCGAGACCGCGAGCGCGACCGAGACCGCGAGCGUGACUGGGAGCGGGAGCGCCGUCGCUCCCCGCGCCGCUACGAGGAGCGCGAGAUACCGUCCGCGCCCUCGCCGCCCAAGAUCAGCAGUGAGCCCGAGCGUAAGUCCGACUCCCACUCCAGCAGCCGCUCCAACAGCCGCGAGCGCCAGGACGACUACGAUAGGGACCGCGACAAACAUGAAGACAACCAGUCGUCCGUUAACGCCUCUCCAGGAGACUGGUUCUGCAAGUGCGGCUCAUACAAUUUUAAACGUCGACAGAUAUGUUACAGACGCAACUGUCAGGGGAAGAGGUCCGAAGGAGUUGUGUAUGGUGGUGACGGAGAAAGAAACACUACGCUGGAUGGCAGUUCCGGUAUCACGAAACGUCUGCUGUUCAGGCGACUAGACGCUCUGACCACCGAAGAAAAAAUUUUGGAAGCAAUCAAGGAGAGAUGUUCCAAAUCGAUUUUAGAUUCGAUCGCCGGCAUAACUAUAGGGCGAGAGACCCUGACCGGAGCGUCUAAAUGCUUAGCUUACAUUAAUUUUAAUUCUAUAGCCGACUCCACAGCUGCACAUUCCGAACUGUUAUCGCUAAACCCACCGUUAGAAAUAGACGGGAGAGAUGUUUUAAUCUCCUUCUACAAUGAACCACAGAAAAUACAUAAGAAUAUGUCUAUAGGCGCAGCAGAUUAUUCCACUUAUUAUGCUCAGAUGCAGAGUUACAAUACGACGGCGCAAGCCAUAUCGGAGGCGGACCGCGUGAACGCGGCGGCGGCGGUGGCGCAGUCGGCCAUCUCGGCGGCCGCGGCGCGCCACCUGGCGUGGACGCCCGUGGCCGCGCCCGCCUUCGUCACCUCCGCCGCGCAGACCGUGCCCGCCGGCAAUGUGCCCACCGGCGACGGGAAAACCAUAUACGCGGCCCCCGACGUGCGGACGUUCAUGUACGACGAGACCUCCGGCUACUACUAUGAUCCCGCUACGGGCUUGUAUUACGACGGCAACACACAAUACUUCUAUAAUAGUCAGACGAACCAAUACAUGUACUGGGAUGCGACCAACUCUACUUACAUAGCCGCCACCCAGGCGCAGCAGAAUACCGAACAGCCUAAACUACCUAACCCCCCGCAAGCCACGGUCGAGAACACCAUAGUGAAGGAACCUGAGGAGAAGAAAAAGAAAGAAAAGGAGGACAAAGUGAAAGUGGCUAAAAAGAUAGCGAAGGAUAUGGAGAGAUGGGCGCGGACCCUUAAUCAGAAGAAAGAGAAUGCUCGAAGUAAUAUUGUAAUGGAACAACCCUUGGACACGGGGGCCAGUAAAGGUUCAGCAGAUAUAGGCUUCUCGGUUUUAGGUGCCGGCCCGUCAGCCGUGCCGACGUGCCACGUCAGGGAGAUAUCCCCGCCCCCGGUAGGGGACGACUUCUUGAUGAAAAAGACAAAUGAGCAGGUGCCUAUAGAUUCCGAUGAGGGUAUCAUAGACUGGGUGAAGUUGACCUGCCUGUUGUGUAAGCGACGCUUCCCGUCUGUGGAGGUUUUGACUAAGCAUAAAACCUUGUCAGAUUUACAUAAACAAAAUUUGGUUGAACAUAGGAAAAGUAUGGAGUUGUUGCCUCAGACUAAUGGGUAUAGAGACAGGGCAGCAGAGCGGAGGAUGAAGUUUGGUGAGGACGAGCCUAUUGUACGGAAGCGGUAUGAGCCGUCGGAGGUGAUGCCGUCGCCGCUGCCGCCGUCCGCGCCGCCGCCGAACGUGGUGGACACCAUCGGAGGGAAGAUGUUGCAGAAGAUGGGCUGGUCGGAGGGCAGGGGGCUCGGUAAGACGGAGCAGGGCAGGAUAGCGCCCAUAGAAGCUGAACAGAGGCCCGCGCUGGUUGGGCUCGGGCAGAAGCGAGGCAUCUACACCCCCACCCCCGGAGAGACAUACAGAGACACUGUCAAGAAGCUCAUGAUCGCUAGAUAUAAGGAGGUGGUCGGGCAGGAGGAAGGGAACAAAUAGGUGGGUAUUGUUUUAUCUACUUACUCCACUAAUGUUUGUUUUGCAGGUUGGAAACUAACAGGUCAGUUAAAUUUUUAUUAUUAUUAUUAGUUAUAAAAGUAUAGAAAUAAUAAUUAUAAUGUGACUAUCAGGCACUAUCAGCUUACUAUUAUCUUCAAAUAUCUCAAGAGUAAGGAUGUGUAAGAAUCAAAAAUAAAUUACAGAAUCAAAUUCAUUACAAUAAUGCUUUAUCAACUAUUGUAUCUUCAUAGUCACAGGCACACAAGUCUCGUCCAUAAUCCAUCCAACAACUAUACAAAUAAUGCUAAACAACUUGUUAGGUAUUCCAACUUGUUAUUUUGUUCUGCAACAAGAUAUUUUCAGUCUUGAUUUUUUAUUUAAUAACUAAAGAAACAAAGUUAUGAUUAAGGGAUAUUACAAGUGGGAAAUUCUUACAUGGGUCUAAAAGCCAAUUUGAAACGAAAAAAAGGAUAAAGCACAUCAAAAGUGGCUGGAAUAUAUAGCAUUGUACAUGUUUGUCUAAUGGUUUGAUUCUGAUUUCACUACAAUAGAUGUGGCCGCCACAUCGCGUUGAGGCCUGCCCUAACAUCCGACACGCAAGCGGUAAGUAGCUGACAGUUUCUACUGAUACUAACUAUUCUCUUCGCAGCUGGUAACAGGUAAAAGUUAUGACAAUAGUUCACAGGAUCUUCGGCGACUCCGCUAUACAUGGAUAGUAGAUGGUGCAAAUAAAAAUUCAAUAAUUUAUUUUUAUGAUGAAUCUCAAACAUUUUAUUUAAGAGUACUUUUCUUCUUUCUAUUAUUGAAUACAGGCCCGGCGACAGACAAUGCUGAUUGUAACUAUGAUUUCCGUGUAGGCUCUAUCUUCGUACUUUUAUAAGGGGCCCCCUAAAAGUCUAGGGCCGCUUAAGACAGGUUCCAUAGCCCCCAUCUGUCGCUGGGUCUGAUAGAAUCUUUCCAUUCGAUUUUUUCAAUGUGUUCUUACAGCAUAUCCCCAUUCAAUAACAAAUAUACUUGAUAGAGCAAGAUAUUUUGAGGGGCUGUAGGAUAUUUAGGUUUUUAGCAUUUUAGCUGCAGGAAAAAAUGAGAAGCUAAGAAGCAUGGGACUUGUGGAACAAGCGAGCUGUGUAAACUGUGAUAUUUAGUGUUGUGACAGACGAACGGUGUUGUCCUGCAAGGAUGUUUACUGACGAAUGUGACCAUUUACUUACAGACCCCGCCCAGCGACCGACGCGUGCCAAACGUUUAAAAUACUGUACAUAAAUAUUAGAUAUAUACGUAACUGGUACCAAGUACACACGUAUCGGGAUCCGUAGCUAGGGUCAUGGGCAACCAAGAGACCUACCAUGAACUUAUUACCCCGUAGGUCGCCAAGUUAACAGAAAAUGACAAAGUAAGGAAACGAGAACAACUUAUCCUAAGUUUAUAUAUUUUGUCACCUUUUUUGAACAGAGCAAUUCUGUUGAUGGUAGGUCUUUAAAGAGAUUCUGAUAUUGUGCCUCCGAAUCUAAUUAAAAAAAUAAGGUUUGAAUGAGCCUGGUUUGCCUGUGUGUCGCCAGCCCCUAGCUAUGGGUUCUAGUUAUAUAAUUGCUACUUAGAAGAAGUGACUUUCUCAGUAAUGAUUUUUGAUAAAUUGCUCAUUGAGUACACUGUAUAUAGACUUUCAAAAAUAACGAGUAUCUAGAGAAGCUUAUAAUUAGUAUUUUAUUUUUCAGUACUUAGAUAGGUAUGAAUGUAACUUAAUUAUCUUUGUUGCUCUCCUGAGCUUUAAAUAAUUAUUAUGUAGAAUACAUUACAUGCGUGGUUGGUUUCAUAAGAUUAUAUUUUAAAUAUAUUUUUUUAUUACAUUAAAUAAGUAGGUAACUUUAUUUAGUGCAGAAAAAUCAAUCAAGGCUUAACGCUUUUCCGUCUAAACAUUUUAGUUUAAUAUAAUUUAAACUUACCGAGAAGUAUGAUAAUGAAGAUCAAAUUAUUUUUGCAUUUAUUUUAAAAUUAAAAUGCUCGUUAAGCAAUGAAUUAGGUAGUAUUUUGAUAUAAAAGUAAAGGUAAUGUAGGUAGCCGUUAGCAUGGCGUGACCCUUAGAAUCUAGUAUAAUUAGGAUAGAUUAAAUAACGUGUACAUAGUCUGAAAAAAAAAUCAUGAAUAUUUCCAUUAGCAAGUAAAGGACUCAUUCCUGCGACGAAAUAUUUAUUGUAUAGGGUCCAACAAACGUAACAUGCUUAGGGUGGUAUUAAUAAACUUAGCGGAGACUGCCCUCAAGGUCAUCAAGUCCCUGUUUUUAUAUAAGAACUGUCACAUUGACAUGAUCUUGAGGGCAGUCUCGAAGCUGAGAUUAGUCUGUUUAUUAAUACCACCCUUAGAAUUGGUCUAUUCCACUAUAAUCACCGACGAAAAUUAUCAACUAGAAAAUUGACAAGGUUUUGUUUGCUGUUUUUCUUAAUAAUGCAUCAAACUAUUUUCAUUUAUUAAAUAGAUAAAAUACUGAAAUAUUCCGGUGAUUUAAGGACGCCGAAGUGAAGUGACGGUGACUAGAGUUGUACCGUGUAACUGUCCCGCGUGUGUAGAUAAUAAAUUCGUUUUCCCUUGGACUUAGUGAAGGUAAACAUGUAUCAAACAAUUUUCAAUAAUUACCGGACGUUAACAAGGGAGGAGUUAUUUCUUAAGAUCCGACCGAAAUAAUAGUUUUAAUUGGAGUCGCCUAAGUGACAAUUUUCGCGGGUGACCAAACGACACUAAACUGUCGCCGAUGGUCACCUGGGGUGAGAUAUAGUACGUACGUCUCUAUCGCACUAACGGUAUACAGAUUAGUGCGAUUUUGUCGUUUCAUUAAAGUUAUGUUUGUUGGACCAUUGAUUUGUCAUAACGAAAUCCUUACACAAAAAUAUGCAAUAUGCCAUCAGCUAUGUAACAGGUAACCCCUAGAUGAUUGUCAAUGAUCAGAAAUAUAUUUUAAUACAAAUAUUCUGUAAAUAUGUUAAUUUAUUGAAGUCAAAUGCUCAAGUUUGAAGUUUAUUGUUAGCCCUUGCAUUACUUUAGAGGACGGAUGAAUGUAGCUACUUUACAAGACUUUAAUGUAACUACUUUGUUAAUAUAAUUUGUCUAUAAUUAA